Molecule: messenger RNA, 525 nt
Organism: Drosophila willistoni
Lineage: Eukaryota; Metazoa; Arthropoda; Insecta; Diptera; Drosophilidae
Product: anaphase-promoting complex subunit 15
Exons: 3
Coding region: 70-414 (114 amino acids)
Biological process (GO): regulation of mitotic cell cycle spindle assembly checkpoint
Cellular component (GO): anaphase-promoting complex
Source: RefSeq, a predicted model, not a curated record
GUUGCCAGAUCUGUCAACAAAAAAACCAAAACAAAUUGAGAAAAAUAGUUUACAGAACAGUUUAACAAAAUGCCAAUGAUCCCGUUUUUUCCGACUCUGAAGCCUACUGUGGCAAAUCGCUUCUGGUUCGAUAUGCCAUCCAGUGUCGGCGAGGAGAAGCGGUACGAGGAUGAACGUAAUAACUGGCGGGAGAGCCUUAAGACAGCGGCCACAGAUUUGCAGCCCUUGGGCAAGGUGCUGACCAUUCCAGGCAUUGAGACAGACGAUGAAGACGCUAACGACGACAGCGAGGACACUGAUAGCCAUGAUGAGGAGGAUGAGGAAACCAAUGAUCGCGUCAUUCCGGUCGCUGAUGACUUCUAUUCAGCCAAUGAUAUACAAAUGAACGAAGAGACUUCACCAACAACAGCUUAAAACUUUAAAUUUAUCGUUAAGGGAUACACACAACUUUUAGGUCAUUUAUUUUAACUUUAUGUACCAAAUUGUACUUAAAGCAUAUAUAAAUUUCAUAACUUAUUAAGCACA